This is a messenger RNA of Alosa sapidissima (American shad), 2229 nucleotides long. RefSeq names its product leukotriene B4 receptor 2b (gene ltb4r2b). Lineage: Eukaryota; Metazoa; Chordata; Actinopteri; Clupeiformes; Clupeidae. The record is from RefSeq and is a predicted model, not a curated record. Gene Ontology annotation, biological process: G protein-coupled receptor signaling pathway. Bases 780 to 1901 code for a protein of 373 amino acids. Gene Ontology annotation, cellular component: membrane. The transcript is spliced from 5 exons. Gene Ontology annotation, molecular function: leukotriene receptor activity.
CACGCACACACACACACACACACACAAUACAAUCAUCCCCAUCCCCACUAACACAAAAACACUUUUAAUAGCUAUGUUUUAUGAGUGUUUUGGGACAUUUAAACAAACAAGCUGAAAUACAGAGGACAAGAGAAUGUUUUGUAGGAAUGAUGUAGACAUGAGUGGAUCUCUUCCAUGUCAAAAUAGCUACUAGAAUUCAAAUACCAAAAAUCAUGAAGGGGCAAAAGGGUGAGGAUGUGACAUAAAACACUGAGAGGGCCAAUGAGGAAUGAGUGAGAGAGCAAAGGAAAGUGCAGGGAAGUGAAAGACAGGCAGAGAGUGUGUGUGUGAGAGAGAGAGAGAAAGAGGGAGUGAGAGAGAGAGAGAGAGUGCAAGGGGGUGGAACUGGGCAUACCUCUUUCCCUCUUUCUCACUACAUAUUGUAUCCUGUGUGGCCACUGACUUAUCAUUUUGGUGUGAAGACGAGUACAGACAAACACACUGAGCAGUGUUAUACAGAAUAGAGAACAAGAUACAAAGCUACCAGGAAUACCAACUAACAGUAUUUAAAUUUCACUUUAAAAAGCCUCUGGCAAGAAUCCAGAGAAUUUCGGUCCCAAAGGAUAUCACUCAUCUUAAGAAGGGACAUCACUGAAAAGGAAAGUGCCAAGAAGAACGUUGUUACAGCAAGCAUAAACAGAGAGAGGAGUUGGAUCGGUGAACAGGAAGAUUUGACCCUUCACAGAUUAUCCCCAGUGCGACCCUUUGAUCUCCAUCAUCAAGACCAGCACAGCGGAGAUAUGGCAAGCCCUACCAAAACUUCCCUUAUUACUUCAUUUACUACAGUCAACAUUACAUUGAACCAUUCCAACAAAACCGAGGAACUGAGCCUCGUAAGUAACGAUGCCACAACCAUUGUGGGAGCCAUCAUCCUCACCCUGGUCUUCCUCAUCGGUGUGCCUGGGAACCUCUUCACCAUCUGGAGCAUCCUGGCGCGCUCGCGCAAGCGCUCCAUAACCACCUUGCUCAUCCUCAACUUGGCGUGCGCUGACGGCUUCCUCAUGGCCCUGACCAUCUUCUUCGUGGUCUACCUGGCCAAGCAGAGCUGGAUCUUCAGCAGGUUCCUGUGCAAGACUCUCUUCUACUUGUGCAACGUCAACAUGUACGCCUCCAUCAUGCUCAUUACGCUGAUGAGCCUCCACAGGCUGGUGGCGGUGGUGUGGCCCCAUCACGUGAGCACCUUCAACAAGAAACGGAUCGCACUGCGCGUGCUGGCCGGCGUCUGGAUGGUGGUGCUGCUCUUGGCCCUGCCCGCUCUGAUCUUCAGACAGGUGGAGGAGAUCCCUACCAGAAAUGGAAUACGCUAUGUGUGCGCGCCACAGCAUGGGAUAGGGGAAUAUGGCAGAAUGGAGGUGUUCCAGUACAUGUUUGAGACAGUGGUGGGCUUUUUAGUGCCAUAUGCAGUGAUAGUGAGCAGCUAUGUCUGCAUCCUGCGACGCCUGAGGAGGACAAAGUUCACUCGCCGGGUCCGCAGUGAAAACCUCAUCCAUGCCAUUAUUGUGGUCUUUGGCAUCUUCUGGUUACCCUACCAUAUUAUAAAUAUGAUACAGGUUGCAGCUGCGCUUGCUGGAGAGGGCACCCCUUUGGCAGCGAGUCUGGAAAAGAUCUGGAGACCCAGUCGUGCGGUGACGUCCUCCCUGGCUUUCAUCAGCAGCUGUGCCAAUCCCAUCCUGUACACUUUUGCAGGAAGGUCUUACAUCAAAACUAACGGCCUGGCCUUUAUGGCUCGUCUGUUUGAGGGGACUGCUCUGGACUCAGGCGCCAGGAAGAUGAGGAAAGAAACGCUGGGGCUGAAGACAACAGAUUCCUCCACCAGUGCAAGGGAUCAGGCUGUGAAAAAUGGAACCCAAACCGGUAUAUAGUGUGUGUGCAGAGUCGGUUACUAUGAUCAGCGUGUCAUUCUUCCAACAAGUGUUGUGGUCUAUACCCUGUGUAUCUAUUCUGGGGUUACACAGGUGACUCAGAUGGUGGUGUAUUCUGUCUGCACACAUAUGAUGGAUUUAAUUAGAAAUCUGUAAAAAAAAAAAAAAGAAUCUGUAAAAAAAAACUUUAAAUAUUGUAAAUAAUGUUUUUCAUGUUUUGUAUGGCUGUUCUUAGAUUAAAUAUACAACUGGAUUUCUUAUAAAAUGUUCACAGCAAAAAGACUGUAUAUAUUUGCAUUUGUAAUAUAUUAAAUCUUUUGUACACUCA